ACAAACAUGUAGUGGCUGAGACCGCUGCGCCACUCGGGAGCUCAAAAGUCCAAAUGUAAUUCGCUUUUCAAAGCCCUUCAAGUUCAAACCAAAAGAGGAAGAAGAUUUCACCUAAUAUUACAUCAUGUUGAUUCCUGUUCGUUUGAUUUUUUUGCCAGCCACUUCAAGGUUUAACUAAAUCUAAACAGGGGAGCCCAUCCUUAUCCAUGUAGAUCAGUGGUUAUCAUAGCUUUCUAGACGUCUCGCUGGUGGGGUGCUCUGCGGGGAGGAAGUGAUGCAGGGAAUAUUCCCUUAAUGUCCACAUAAGGGCGAAACACAAAGAAACUGUAAGCCUUUCGUACUGGUUCAUCUGAGUUGUUUGAUUUAGCAGUCAAUUUAAAGUAGAAGUCAGUCGUUUAUGGCGGUUGUUUGCAAACCAGGUGCGUUCUUAUCAGGCGAAAGUCAACUGAAACGCUCGGUUUUGUUUAUGAUGCUGACUAGCUAACGUUAGCUGGCUAUCUUUUUAGCUAUGUGGGGAUGUUUGUUUGUGUCGUGUCCCAAGAUAGCAAGCUAACGUUUUGUUUUACUAGCUAAUGUUAUUGGAGUGAUGUACGCGAUUUUCUAGACAAUCAUUUCUUUUUAAAAGCAUUGCGGUCACUACAAUGGAGCAGAAAAAGAUGACACCUUCAUCUAGAGUGGUCAAUGCAUUCUGAGGAAGUGUCUGGCCCAAGGGCAUGUUGAGACAUCUCACCAGGCCAGAGCAGAGGCGUCUAGGUGGGGCAGGCAGGGCCUGAAGGAGGGGAGGACAGACCGUGAGAACCAAAGCGAGCGACAUGGGCCAGUGUGUCACCAAGUGUAAGAACCCAUCGUCCUCGCUCGGGAGCAAGAGUGGCGACAAGGAGCCUGGGUCCAAGUCCCACCACAAGAAAUGCGGGGGCACGGGAGGCAGUGGGGGAGGAGGACACAAGGAGGAGCCCAGCUCCCUGAGCAGCAAGGCCUCCAGUGAGCUCAUGUUCAAUGGCACCAAGAAUGCCUUGGAGGUUACCGUGGAGACCACGAUGAUCCCCACAUCGGCCAUGAUUGGGGACCUGAGGAAUGAGGAGCACUCGGGGGCAGAUAGGGAGGGGCCAUCCUUGCUGCGCAUCGAGGAGCUUUUCUGCUGCUACAAGGACCCGCAGGAGGAGUCUAUCUUGGAGGAGGGCAUGGAGAGGUUCUGCAACGACCUGUACGUGGACCCCGCCGAGUUCCGUGUGCUGGUCCUCGCUUGGAAGUUUCAGGCUGCCACCAUGUGCAAGUUUACAAGGAAGGAGUUUGUAGACGGAUGCAGGGCGAUCAAGGCAGACAGUCUCGAGGGCAUCUGCUCCCGGUUCCCCUUCAUGCUGCUGGAGGCGCAGGGUGAGGAGAACUUCAAGGAGCUGUACCGCUUCACCUUCCAGUUCGGCCUGGACGCUGAUGAAGGCCAGCGCUCGCUGCAGCGUGACAUCGCCAUUGCGCUGUGGCGCUUGGUCUUCACGCAGGACACGCCAGCCAUCCUCGAGCACUGGCUGGAGUUCCUGGGCGAGAACCCGUCAGGUGUGCGAGGCAUCUCGCGGGACACCUGGAACAUGUUCCUCAACUUCACGCAGGCCAUCGGGCCGGACCUGAGCAACUACAGCGAGGACGAGGCCUGGCCAAGCCUCUUUGACACCUUUGUAGAGUGGGAGAUGGAGCGCAGGAGAAAAGAAGAGCAGUUAAAGAGGGCAGAGGAGGAGGACAGGGGAUGCACUGAGACAGAUGAGAGCUCUCCCUCCAGUACAGACAGACUUGAAACAGAGGGUGGACGGGGCUCACAGACCUGGGGGGGGCAAUGACUAUAGAAUUCUGGGAAGGGAGGUUGGGGUGGGCGGAGUCUGACCUAAGUGAACUGUACAUCUAUGAAUCAUUUGAUGACAAAAUGGUAUUACUGUUAUUCCUCUCUCUCCUUUUCUGUUGGGGUGGGCUGGGAUUCGCUUCCACCCUGCUUUAUUUCUGGUUAAUGAAAGGGCUCAAAUAACUAUUGUUUUAGCACUUCUAUUUAAGUUAUUUGUUUUAUUUUUCUUUAAUAUGUGUUUUAGGUCAUUUGGACUUGUGGUCCAUUUGAAUCUUUCCCCACCCUCCCUAAACUCACAAAACAAGCUCAGUAUAUAAGGUUGCUUUAAGCCAGGUGCCAGAAAGCCAUACCCCAAAGUCUGAUAUUUUUACAGCUUACAUUGACCUGGAAACACUGGUGAUUUGACCUCUCACCCAAAGACGCAGGCCUAUUAAAUUCUCAUAUUACAUUAAGGGAAAUCUAGUUGUCUGCAAAUAACACCUUAUUACCAUAGCCUGAGCUUUACCUUUUGGGGUCAGUGAAAUCAACUUGAUUUUAAAUAAUGUUUUUAUUUUGGAACAAUAUUUGAGUGUGGAUGAAUUGGGUUGCGUUUUGAAAUGUGGACUAUUUAAAGGGUUAUUCUUGGCCUAUCUAUUGCCUGUAGUUGUGAUGGCCAACCAUGAUUUGUUCAAAGAUGUGGUCGUACUCAAGCGUGCGUAAUGUCCUAAGACUGAGUAAUGUCCUAAAGUAAAUUUAUUUAUUCAUUUAUUUGACAGUGACAAUACCAAUUACUUCCUAAAAUGUUUAUUUUAUUUAUCUAAAAUUAAAGUGUUUAGUGCAUUCUGAAAGUAUUCAGACCCCAUCACUUUUUCCACAUUUUGUUACAUUUUGCCUUAUUCUAAAAUGAAUUAAGUUAAUUUAUUUCCUCAUAAUGACAAAGCAAAAAAUGUUGUAGAAAUUUUAGCAAUUUGAUUACAAAUAAACAAAUGCCUUAUUUACAUAA
Messenger RNA from Oncorhynchus tshawytscha (Chinook salmon), 2810 nucleotides. RefSeq names its product DCN1-like protein 3. The record is from RefSeq and is a predicted model, not a curated record. Gene Ontology annotation, biological process: protein neddylation; positive regulation of ubiquitin-protein transferase activity. Gene Ontology annotation, molecular function: ubiquitin conjugating enzyme binding; ubiquitin-like protein binding; cullin family protein binding. Gene Ontology annotation, cellular component: ubiquitin ligase complex. NCBI's taxonomy places the organism in Eukaryota, Metazoa, Chordata, Actinopteri, Salmoniformes, Salmonidae. The transcript is spliced from 4 exons. The coding region runs from base 813 to 1829 and encodes 338 amino acids.